AUGGCCGGCACAUCCAACGUCAACGCAGCCAGCGGCGGGCCGCCUGAAUCUUCGACCCGGCCUGAGUUUCGCAAAGCGCCCACCGAUGUCAACCGCAUACCCGGCUCAGCGGCGUCCAUGAAGGUGCAAGAGCGUCUCAAGGCCGACCCUACCCUCUCAACCUCAGCCUCUGCAUCGACCUCCUCAGCCGAAUCCCCCACUCCGAGCCGGAUCCUUUCCUCCGGUCUGCGCAGCAAAACAGCAAUUCAAGCAAUGCAGCCCUUCCUUGACUCGAGCACCAACGCAGACUCGCCGAUACAGCCAACCGAUAUCCAGCUGCUCACCACCUCCAUUUUGUCGAAUCAAGAGCGCCAGCGCGUCAUCCUGUACUACCAAGAGCAGCUCAUCGACUCACAACCUUCGUUGCCGCAGCUCAAGAAGGCUCUUCUCUUCCUGUCAUCUUCGUCUUGGGGCCAGAUUCUCGAAGAGCGCAAACUUGCGGGUAAAUGUGCCUACCCUCCGUGCGACAACGCUUCGCCUUCCACCGGCAAAAUGGGGUUGGGGCGGGGCAAAUUCCGGAUCAAUUUGCGCAACAAGUCGGUGAAAGCGGUGGAGGAUCUUGAUCUGGGCGAGGCGGGGAAUACGUACGAUGAUUUGAGAGAUUACUUUUGCAGCAAGGCAUGCUAUGCGAGGUCGGAGUGGAUCUUGCGCUGGGUGUUGUCGGACAAAGAGAUUGGGUUGUUGGAUGGCGAGCCCGCAAAAGGUGGAGGAGCGUUAGGUGGGAAGUGGCAGAAGCUUACGAGUCAAUCGGUGGCAGCUGGAGGAUUCGAGCUGGUCGAGCUUUUGGAGGAUAUUGAACGCGAGCACGGCGUGCACUUCGAUAACGGCGAGCAGGAUACUAAGGGGCUAUUGGACAGCGUGCCGGCUUCGACAGAUCUCGUGACGGCGACGAGGACAAAUGCCGUAGAGGCGAAGAAGGAAGUUGCGGGGAUAUCGAACCUCUUAGGGGAUCUGACGAUCAUCGAGCGGACCAAGACAAACGGUACGCCCGCACCUUCAGCAUCAUCAACCACAGCAGCAGCAGCAGCAACCGUAGCAGCAAGCGACGUCAAAACAGCCCUUCCCUCCAGAACACCCUACACAGUCGACGUCCCAAACACCCUCGGUCAGCGCUUCAAUCCCGCAUCUACUGACUCCGCCGCCAACCCAACCUCGUCAGCAACCGAGGACGAUCUCGAGGAUGACAUUGAAACACGAGAACGCGAACUCUCCCACAUCCUGCGCUACGCCUCGCUCGCUACGGGCUCCCGCCGUCCCCGCCGUCCCCUCACCAAGAACUCUACGAUCCAGCUCACCUCCGCCGCCUUGCCAGCAGCAGCGGCCGCGGGUGCAGAGAGCGCCAGAUCCCCUGCCGGCUCUCAAGGCCAUCGCGGAGAGGUGGAAGGGGACGGCAGCGCAGACGAAGAGGAAGACGAACCGACCAUCGAUCCGAAACAAGCCGCAGAGUGGGCCGAGAUUCGACGCGUGAUGAAUCUGGCGCUCGAUGUAAGGCGCGAGCAGCGCGAGCAAGGGUUGUUGGACUGA
Molecule: messenger RNA, 1563 nt
Organism: Sporisorium graminicola
Lineage: Eukaryota; Fungi; Basidiomycota; Ustilaginomycetes; Ustilaginales; Ustilaginaceae
Exons: 1
Coding region: 1-1563 (520 amino acids)
Cellular component (GO): cytoplasm; nucleus
Molecular function (GO): RNA polymerase core enzyme binding; RNA polymerase II CTD heptapeptide repeat phosphatase activity
Source: RefSeq, a predicted model, not a curated record